AUGGCUACUGAGGGCGACUGGGUUCAUUCUAACUUGCAGGAAGACGAUCACAUCCACCCUUACGGUUCAACCAGUACGAAUAAAAAUAUUUCCGUGGCAAAAAUACGCAAUCAAGACGAUGCGGAAAUUCAGCUUCGUGAUUUCAAAGGCAGCAAUUUUCAGGAGCCAUUGAUUAUCCAGAAUGAUGGUCAUGUAGGCAAUGAUAGAAAAAGUGCGGUGCGACCAACAUCUCUCCACUCUUUGCUCAGCAGUCCCUCCAGUGAUCAACAGAAAGCUUUCCUAGAGACAUCAGUCAUACGGCAUGAGAGCUGGUUCAGACACCCGAAGGUGAAGGAACAUUGGAGGAUAGUUCUAGCCUCAGCUUUUCUCUUUCUGCUUGGGAUAGCCUUGAUUCUCACGGGCAUAGGAGUAGCGAUAACACCAUCCAGAGGUUAUCAUUGUCUGAUCUUUGGAAUCAUUGGUCUUCUGUGUAUCAUACCUGGGGGUUAUCACUUUAUUUACAUUUACUGCGCAGCUGUGGGAAGGCCAGGAUAUGAGUUUGAGAAUCUGCCAGUGCUGCGAUAG
Molecule: messenger RNA, 564 nt
Organism: Candidula unifasciata
Lineage: Eukaryota; Metazoa; Mollusca; Gastropoda; Stylommatophora; Geomitridae
Source: the annotation of a GenBank genome assembly